AUGUGCCACAGCGGCCUUCAGCACCUAGAAGAUGCUUCCAGAGCCUUUUUCCAGGGUCCUAGCCAAGGCACCAGGCAACACCUGGGCCACAGUCCAGACAGCCGACAGGGAGAGACGCAGGCUCGCGACUACGAGCAAUCCCAGGAUGCAUCGCGCCGCCUGGACGCCAUUUUUGUAGUUCUCAGAUACAAUUUCAGAAGUCUUAGCUCCGAAGCCUUGUUUGUAGUUCUCAGGCAGGGGGUGGGGGGUUUCUGGCGUGAAGCAUCUUGGGAUCGUUGGGACUUACGUGACCAGCAAGAGCUCCGAAGUGAGAAACAAAGGGUGUCCUGUGCCCUCCAUAAAACACUGUUGAACAAAUUUGAAAUGGGAUCUAAAGCAUACAGAAACAUGGACCGGCUUUUUUCAUGCCAGACCCAUGAGACUGGGUAUUUGUGGGCACUUCUUGCACAAACAGCCAAUGUGAAGUACAAUGAUGUGCAUGUGAACUUCACUCAAGAAGAGUGGGCUUUGCUGGAUCCUUCCCAAAGGAAUCUCUACAAAGAUGUGAUGCUAGAGACCUACAGGAACCUCACUGCAAUAGGCUACAAUUGGGAAAGUCAUAAUAUAGAAGAGCAUUGUCAAAAUUCUAGAAGACAUACAAGAACUCACACUGGAGAGAAACCUUAUGAAUAUAUCCAAUGUGGUAAAGCCUUUGCAUAUAACAGUAAACUUUUAGUACAUAAACGAACUCACACUGGAGAAAAACCUUAUGAAUGUAAUCAAUGUGGGAAAGCCUUUGCAUGGAACAGUGAUCUCCAAAAACAUAAAAGAACUCACAGUGGAGAGAAACCUUAUGAAUGUGACCAAUGUGCUAUAGCCUUUGCAGAUAACAGUAGUCUCCAAAGACAUAAAAGAACUCACACUGGAGAGAAACCUUAUGAAUGUAACCAAUGUGGUAAAGCCUUUGCAUCUAACAGUAAUCUACGAGUACAUAAAAGAAUUCACACUGGAGAGAAACCUUAUGAAUGUAACCAAUGUGGUAAAGCCUUUGCACAGAACAGGAAUCUCCUAGUACAUAAAAGAACUCACACUGGAGAAAAACUUCAUGAAUGUAACCGAUGUGGUAAAGCCUCUGCAUCUAACAGUGAUAUCCUAAGACAUAAAGGAACUCACACUGGAGAAAAACCUUAUGAAUGUAAUCAAUGUGGGAAAGCCUUUGUACGUAACAGUCAUCUCCUAAUACAUAAAUUAACUCACACUGGAGAGAAACUUUAUGAAUAUAUCCAAUGUGGUAAAGCCUUUGCAUAUAACAGUAAACUUUUAGUACAUAAACGAACUCACACUGGAGAAAAACCUUAUGAAUGUAAUCAAUGUGGGAAAGCCUUUGCAGAUAACAGUAGUCUCCAAAGACAUAAAAGAACUCACACAGGAGAGAAACCUUAUGAAUGUAACCAAUGUGGUAAAGCCUUUGCAUCUAACAGUAAUCUACGAGUACAUAAAAGAAUUCACACCGGAGAGAAACCUUAUGAAUGUAACCAAUGUGGUAAAGCCUUUGCACAGAACAGGAAUCUCCUAGUACAUAAAAGAAUUCACACCGGAGAGAAACCUUAUGAAUGUAACCAGUGUUGUAAAGCCUUUGCACAGAACAGUAAUCUCCUAGUACAUAAAAGAACUCACACUGGAGAAAAACCUCAUGAAUGUAACCAAUGUGGUAAAACCUUUUCACAGAACAGUCAAUUCCUAAUACAUAAAAGAACAAACACUGGAGAGAAACCUUAUGAAUGUAACCAAUGUGGUAAAACCUUCGUAGAUAAGUGUUCUCUGAAGACAUAA
Molecule: messenger RNA, 1812 nt
Organism: Meriones unguiculatus (Mongolian gerbil)
Lineage: Eukaryota; Metazoa; Chordata; Mammalia; Rodentia; Muridae
Product: zinc finger protein 431-like
Exons: 7
Coding region: 1-1812 (603 amino acids)
Biological process (GO): negative regulation of transcription by RNA polymerase II
Molecular function (GO): DNA-binding transcription repressor activity, RNA polymerase II-specific
Source: RefSeq, a predicted model, not a curated record